This is a messenger RNA of Dinoponera quadriceps, 3801 nucleotides long. RefSeq names its product serine/threonine-protein kinase Doa (gene Doa). Gene Ontology annotation, cellular component: nucleus. The record is from RefSeq and is a predicted model, not a curated record. Gene Ontology annotation, biological process: protein phosphorylation. The coding region runs from base 606 to 2870 and encodes 754 amino acids. Gene Ontology annotation, molecular function: protein kinase activity; ATP binding. Lineage: Eukaryota; Metazoa; Arthropoda; Insecta; Hymenoptera; Formicidae. The transcript has 9 exons.
UAGGUUACACUAUCAGCUUCUCUCUCUCUCUCUCUCUUUUCCUCUUCGUCGCUCCGUUUCUGAUCGUUCUCGAAGAGUCAGUUUCGAGAGAGGAGGACGAAUCGUUCGCGUCGUGAGCGGGCUCACCACCGCUCCCUGGUAUUUUUAGUGCGACGAGAGAAUAUUUGGCGGGGCGCACCGAGUCUCGCCGCCUCUCCUCCUCGUCGUAGUCGUCUUCGUCGUCUUCGUGAACGGCCGACGUCGCCCGGCCGUCGCCGUCGUCAUCGUCGUGACCGUCGUCGUGGUCAUAGUUUAGUGCCUUCCUCGACGGCGUCCCUCUCGUGCGCGCGCGGCCGGCGUGUUCGCGCCUCUCCGCCGAAGUGAUGUACCUGCGUAGAAGACCCUGCCGUCAGCCUCGGUGUCCCAGUGGAUUGCUCUUCGUCCGCGACCUCUCCUCUCACGCGACGUGCCCGCCGAGGCUCGAACAUGUCGCUCUGAGAUCGCCCCGCGAGAUCCGUUAGGGCGACCUUGAGCACUCGAGGCCCGAUUACUCCUCUCCUCCUGAGAGAGAUCGCUCCCCCGCGAGCUGCUUCUUCGCGAGAUUACGAGACCCGCCGACGCUCGAGAUGUUCAUCUUCGCGCCGCGCGACACCAUGUCGACCUCCCGGCAGGGCUCGACCUCGCGACCCCGCAGUCGUUACGCGCGCUCCUCCACCACGACGAGCGUCACGCAGAUGUUGAGCGACUCCUGCACGAGUCUGCUCCAGAAACUGACCACGAGGGUGCGGGGCACGUCCACCCUGAACGAUCACGGCGUCAUGGGAGGCGGCAGACGAUCGCCCAACAUCGGCCGGCUCGGUAGCACGCGAAGCCGCCUGGAGGACAAGUACAGCACGAUCCUGGACAAGUACGCCGGCAAGAGGCACGCCGACGGGUCCGAGCGCGCCGCCCGGGGCGACUAUUCCAGCAGGAAGCACGAGCAGCGUGGUCACAAUUACUACCGUCGCGACGACAGCCCGUUCGUGCGCGACGACAAGACUCUGGAGCCGUCGGUGACGCGCAGCGUCAUCAAGAGUCCCACCAGCGUGCUGCUGAGCGAAAAGGCCUACCCCUACGUGAGCUCGGCGAUGAGCCGGGAGCCGAGGCGCGAGAAGACGCCCGCCUACAGCCGCACCGAUCGUCAUACUCUGCUGAACUCGGAGGGUUAUCGCCGCUACGGCAGGCACAAGUCCGGCCAUGUGGAAACGCGCAGCCGGAAGGUGCGACCGCACCGGAACGGCAAGAGCGAACAGCUGGAGGCUCACUCGACCUCCCUCAGACUUUCCCGACCGGGCAAGAUCGAUCCGCUGACGCUCGCCGGCAGUGGCAAGUCGUCGCAGGUCGUAGUCGACCGGGACAAGACGCCGCUCGUCGAGGGCGGCGUGCAAGUUUACCCGGACAUGGUGCUGAACGACAUGGUCCCGUGCGCGCACGACGUCCUCGUGGAGGACGAGGAGGACCCGAGCAUCUCGGACAGGGCGGCCAAGCGAAAGGAGAUUCAGAGUCUGAUCCUCAAGUACGCCGCCAUGGAGGACACGUACAGCCAGUUGGCGUCGGGCGGACAAGCGAACGCGCGUCCCACCACGACGGACAUAAUCGCCAGCAAGUAUAGGAAGAGCAAUCAUCAUCAGCAGCACAGCAACCACAAGGACGACGCGUCGAAGGGGGACACCGUGGUAACGUCGACGGGCGCAGGUGUGAUUAGCGACGUGGUGGACGCGGUCCACGGCGCGAUUAGCCCACGACCGCCCUCCGUCGAGGACGACGAAGACGGCCACCUUGUAUACCAAUCCGGCGACAUCCUGGCAAAUAGAUAUAAAGUACUGGCCACCCUAGGAGAGGGUACUUUUGGAAAAGUUGUCAAGGUUAAGGACUUGCAAAUGGAUCACGUGAUGGCUCUGAAGAUCAUCAAGAAUGUGGAGAAGUACAGGGAGGCCGCGAAGCUGGAGAUAAACGCGCUGGAGAAGAUCGCCAUCAAGGAUCCCGAAGGCCAGCAUCUUUGCGUGAAGAUGCUCGACUGGUUCAAUUACCACGGACACAUGUGCAUCGCCUUCGAGAUGCUCGGCCUGAGCGUCUUCGAUUUCCUGAGGGACAACAGUUAUCAGCCGUACCCGUUGGAGCACGUCAGGCACAUGGGCUACCAGCUGUGCUACGCCGUGAAGUUCUUGCAUGACAACAAGCUCACUCACACGGAUCUCAAGCCGGAGAACAUACUGUUCGUCGACUCGGACUACGAUAGCACGUAUAACAGUAAAAAGCGGAGGGACGUGAGACGCGUGAAGCGGACCGACAUCAGGCUCAUCGACUUCGGCAGCGCCACGUUCGAUCACGAGCAUCACAGCACGAUCGUUAGCACGAGACAUUACAGAGCGCCCGAGGUAAUUUUAGAAUUAGGUUGGUCUCAGCCCUGCGACGUUUGGUCCAUCGGCUGCAUCCUGUUCGAGUUAUACCUGGGCAUCACGUUAUUCCAAACGCACGAUAAUCGCGAACACCUGGCGAUGAUGGAGCGUAUACUUGGCACGAUACCGCAUCGUAUGGCGCGCAAGACCAAGACCAAGUACUUCUAUCACGGCAAGUUGGAUUGGGACGACAAGAGUUCAGCUGGCAGAUACGUGCGAGACAAUUGCAAGCCGUUGCACCGUUACAUGCUAUCGGAUGACGAAGAGCACCGUCAGCUGUUCGACCUUGUCCAGCGAAUGCUGGAGUACGAACCCUCGCAGCGCAUCACCCUGAAGGACUCAUUGACGCAUCCGUUUUUCGACGCCCUGCCGGCAUCUCAGAGAUUGCCUGACCCGCGAGCAGCCGGUGACUCCCAACAGACCCACGAACGAUCACACUCGCUCUCUCGAUGAAGCUAGGAAAGGGACCGACUUCCCUACUGGACAGACACUCCACUUUCAACGACACUACUGCCCUACGUCUUCGUUCUGUUAUCUUUGAUUUUCAUGAAAACGUGUCUUUCGUAGCAACGAAAACUCGAUGAUGCUUGAAACGCGAGACUAUUGGAAUAAGGCGCGUGCGCACACGGUGCAAAGACACCGGUAAAAUUUGGAGAUUUUUCACGACGACAUAACGAUUCGCAUUUGGUCUCUCUCGAGAAACAAAAGUAAACACCGGAACCUGUGCACGUAGGUAAAGCAGUAGUGCGGUGGUGCCGUGGAACUUGGACUAAUUCGAGUGUAUUCGACGACGAACGAUCAGGCUGCUGACUUCUAAAAGAGACAGAGGGGGGAAAAAUGCUCCUGAUGGUUGCGUCCGCAAUUUGCUUUUACCACGAAUUAAACGAUCAUGGAAACGAUGACGAGGUCCCUGUUACUGGCGCGCCAAGGUGCCAGUGUGUCUGCUCAGUGUAGCGUAACAGAGUCCCGCAAUUGUAAACAAUUUUUUAAGCGCUCUGUACAUUUUGUCCCUUAAAUUUAUUACCAUGUUAUAAUAUUAAUCCACGAUAAAAACGAGAGUCGGGAGUAAAGAUCACCCUCGGGUCCGCAGUUUGUAAUAACCUGUUCGUUAUAAAUUGACGACCACGAACGUGUUCUAGCAGUAAGUAAUCGGAUCUAGUAAUAUAAUGCAGAUAGAUUUACGCGUACAUAUGUUGGUAGAGCUGAGAGAGAGAGAAAGAGAGAGAGAGAGAGAGAGAAAGAGAGAAAGAGAGAGAGAGCGUUAUCGAGAGAAAAUGAAUGAACGAACGAACGAGGGAGGGAGUGUGUGAGGAACUAUCAUUCAUAAUUCAUCGUUGUGAAUUACAUGCAUCUUUAAGACUUUAGAAUACAUCAUUAUCUUAGA